AUGGCUUUUAUUCUCAUGCUCGAAAUAACAUCAUCGGCUCAUACGAGUCUCGUUGGAAAUACGGCACUUGUCGCUUAUACAAUCGGUGAAGCAAUAAUCACUCUUUCUGCCUAUCUUACUCUUGACUGGCAAAAGCUUAAAUGGGUCAAUGCUAUUUUUAUUGGUUUAGUUUUACCUUAUCUCUAUUUUAUGCCGGAAACGCCACUUUAUCUCUAUGCCAAACAACAAUAUACUGAACUCGAAGCACUUUUGCGUCGAAUUGCAACGCGAAAUAAACGAACUGAAGAACAAUGGUAUCCAUCGUAUCAGAAAUUCUUACGUAAUCAAUCGAUCACAGAAGUUAACAAUGAAACGAAAAUGUCAUUUUCCAAACAAGUUCGUCAGCUUUUUUUACAUAGACCCACCGUUAUUAAAGUAUUAAUUACUGAUCUUCUUGGUUUUACAACAUACUUGCUUUAUUACGAAAUAAGCUACGGCUUUGAACUCAUGAAUAUAUCACCAUAUCUUGGAGUUCUCAUUGGAGCUGUCGUUGAAGCUAUUGGUUACAUAACCGGUUCUUUUCUCGUUGUAACACGGCUCGGUCGUAAAGGUACAUUCAUCAUUAUGAUGAGUCUCACAGCAGUUUGCGUUCUCAUCAUACCAUUUGUUAGCAAACAUGGUGCAUUAGCUACUGUGUUCGUUGCUCAAUUUGGAAAAUAUUCCAUAUCAGGCGCAAUAUCAGUAUCUUGGAUAUUCAUACCCGAACUCUUUCAGACUUCUAUUCGAAGUACUGCAAAUGGACUUUUCAUUACUUUCAGUCACCUUGGAGCUAUUAUUGCGCCAGUUAUCAGUACUUCUGUGAGCGACAAAUACGUAUCAAUAGCAUUCUACGUGUCAUCAUUUCUAGGAGUGGUCGUUCUUUUGUUAACAAUGGUUUUACCCGAGACAAGAGGCAAAUCAAUGGAUGAUGAACAAGAUUAUUCGAAUAUAGAAACUCAUACGUGA
Rotaria sp. Silwood1 is the source of this 984-nucleotide messenger RNA. NCBI's taxonomy places the organism in Eukaryota, Metazoa, Rotifera, Eurotatoria, Philodinida, Philodinidae. The record is from the annotation of a GenBank genome assembly.